Molecule: messenger RNA, 2882 nt
Organism: Panicum virgatum (switchgrass)
Lineage: Eukaryota; Viridiplantae; Streptophyta; Magnoliopsida; Poales; Poaceae
Product: zinc finger BED domain-containing protein RICESLEEPER 2-like
Exons: 2
Coding region: 668-2557 (629 amino acids)
Molecular function (GO): protein dimerization activity; DNA binding
Source: RefSeq, a predicted model, not a curated record
CGCUCGCCAACCCGGCACCGGCCGCCGCGCCUCUGCUUGCCUUGCCUCUGUUGUCCAAGAACUAGAUGAGAUUGGAACUGCAAGCUUCUGUCCAAGAACUGGAUGAGAUCCGCUCCUUCUCAGAUUGGAACUGCAAGCUUUCCGUCCCCGCACCCGCCGCCACCAACGAUUGCAGGUUCAGAUUUCGCCUGCUUUCUUUCUUUCCAGGGGAUUUGAUUGGAUGGCGGCCUAGUGCUCCUAUGAUUCAUUCUCUUGUUCACUAGAAACUCAGGCGUGGCAGUCUAGAUGCAACUCAUGAAUCUAUAUUUCUGUAUUUCUUACUUUUGCUCUAUUGCUUGCACUUUUAUUACAUGGCAUUUCUAUUACUGUAUUGUUCCAGUAAUGUCUACAUUUAUAGUAGAUUACAGUAAUCUGUUACAUUUAAUUAUUUUUUGAACAACAGAUUUGGUAUUUGAUGGAUGAAUCCCCGAUCUUAUCUCCUGACUGAUUGGCCUUGGCCAUCUCCCCCGGGCACAAUGAAGGGCUCCAUGCAAGCCGAAGCCAAGAGCCUAUUACUCCUCUGCCACCUUAUAUUGAUCCGUGUCCUUCCCCAUCGUACCCUGAAAGUCCCUACUUUGCUUGUGAGGAACGUGUGGGCUCCCCACGAGCACCCACUUCCCCAACAACAAUGGGCACGAGUUCAUUUGCUGAUUUUGAAGAAGACGUUGAAAUAGAUGGUGCCGAUGGUAACAACAAUAGUGACCAACCUGAGACUCAUGGGGCUAAUGUAUCUAUGGCUGCAACUAUUGCAAGAGCAACAAAAAGGUUCAGAUCUCAAUGCUGGAAGGAGUAUGUUCCAAUACUCGAGGAUGGAGUGGUGGUUCAAGGAAAGUGCAAACAUUGUGAGGAUAUUAUUGGUGCAAAGCGUGGUUCAGGAACAAGCGCGCUUCUAACCCAUUUGAGGAGAUGUAGGAAACAGAGUAGGGCUCUCAGGAUAGUAGAAGACUUGAGCUCUACAUUGAGGUCUCCUUGUGGAAGUCGUUUAAAGGAUUGGAGCUAUGAUCCAGAUGUUUCACGAUAUCAUCUGAUGCGGAUGAUAUCCUUGCAUGGGCUUCCCUUCCUGGUUACGGAGUAUGAUGGACUUAGGAGCUUUGUUGAAAGCCUGAACCCAUUGUUUAAGAUGCCUUGCAGGACAACAGCUAGGAAUGGAUGCAUGAAAGCUUUUCAAGAGAUGAAAGCUGAGCUUAAGGAUAUAUUCAAGAAUGAAAAUUGUAGGUUCUCUUUGACAGCGGACAUGUGGACUAGCAAUCAAACCCUAGGCUACAUCGUUGUUACAUGUCAUUUCGUUGAUGCUAAUUGGAAACUACAGAAAAGGAUAAUCAAGUUUCUAGAUGUGAAGACACCGCACACUGGAAUGGAGUUAUUCAACCAGAUCCUCAACUGUGUUCAAGAUUGGUCAAUUGAAGACAAGCUGUUUGGGAUCACACUUGAUAAUGCUGCAGCAAACAAUACAAUGGCUGCCCUGUUGAAGAAAAAUCUUGUGGAUAAGAAAUAUAUACCAGCAGAUGGAGAUUUGCUUCACCAUCGGUGUGCUGGACAUGUCUUCAAUCUCAUUGUUAAGGAUGGGCUUACGUUUGUGGAACCAAUUGUUGAGGACAUUCGUGAGAGUAUCAAGUACAUUCGCUCUUCACAGUCUAGAAAACAAAUGUUCAAGGAAAUAGUUGCACGGUUAGGCAUUACAUCUAAGAAGAAGCCAGGCCUUGACGUGACCACACGUUGGAACUCAACGCUGUCAAUGCUUGAAGCAGCCAUUAAGUUUAGGGCAGCAUUUGACACACUAAAAUCAGAGGACCAAAAAUACACUUAUGCACCCUCUGCUGAACAAUGGACAAGAGCUGAAGUACUUUGUAAGGUGUUGGCAGUCUUCAAAGAUGCAACUGAAGUCAUCUCAGGCAUAGAAUACCCUACCUCAAACCUCUAUUUCCAUCACAUGUGGAAGAUCAAGCUAACUUUGGAACAAGAUUCAAACAUAGAACUUGCUGAAAUUGCCAAUGUAUUGGAAGGGAUGAAGAAGAAAUUCAAGAAGUAUUGGAGAAUAUCAUAUAUACUGCUAGCUGUCCCUAUGGUUUUUGACCCAAGGUUUAAGCUUAAGUUUCUUGAAUUUCUUUUUACCAAGUCCUAUCCUAACACUGGCAAGCAAAAGAUUGAUGAAGUGAAAAAACUUGUGCUUGGGUUAUUUUCAUCAUAUUCAACUCAGCAAGCAGAGCAGCAAGUAAAGCAAGCUGAAAAUGCUGAAAAGAGUUCAGUAGGGGAAGAUGUAUGGACUGCAUGGGAUCAGCAACUUCUCAAUGACCGUGAAACUCAUAUGGCCACAGAGCUUGAUAGAUAUUUGGAGGAGAGUCCAAUCCCACGGUCAGAAGAAUUCGAUAUAUUGAAGUGGUGGAUGGGCAACUCACUGAAGUAUCCAACUCUUGCUCGCAUAGCACGGGAUUUGCUAGCUGUUCCAGCUUCCGCUGUAGCAUCUGAGUCAGCUUUUAGCACAGGAAAAAAAUUAUCAGUGACCAUCGCAGCAGCUUAGCCCCCGAGAUGGUUGAAGCACUAAUAUGCACUCAGGAUUGGUACCGGGCAGCAGCAGGUACCAACACUGAAGAGUGAAGAUGCUGACUUAGUUCAGAUCCCUCAAGAGUGAAGAUGAAGGCUAGUGAGAGCUUCCUGAACCAACACUGAAGAGUGAAGAUGAACUGGAAAAACAAGAGGAACAGACAGAGACAGCAGGAAGUGGAAGGAGAAAUAAAAAUUUCUCAUCAGACAUUAUUAAGUUAUCCUUUGGAAUAAUGAGACGUUGAUAUCAAUACGUUGCAUAGUUGUUUAGACCCUUAUGAUGACUCUACGAGCUAUCUUUA